UUUGGUCCCGGUUAGGUUAAGUGAAGCGGUAUGCGUUUGCAUUUCAUUAGGUAUGUUACCCUAGACUAAAAAACCUAUGCACAAUUAUUUCUCAUCACACCCGUAUAUAAAUGCUGAACCUCUACUGUGAUUAUCUCGAGGGGAGGCUGUGAGUGAGAGGAGCUGAGAGGAGCACUAAUCAACGAACCAGAACAGAGUCAGCCAUGCCUUUCAGACGUUAUGUGGAAAUUGGGCGAAUUGCUCUUAUCAACUAUGGCCCAGACUAUGGCAAGCUUGUUGUGAUCGUGGAUAUUGUUGACCAGAAUCGGGCUUUGGUGGAUGCACCCAAAAUGGUGAGGUGCCAGAUGAACUUCAAAAGGCUCUCUUUAACUGAUAUCAAAAUUGACAUCCCUAAGAUACCAAAAAAGAAAGUCUUGAUUGAGGCUAUGGAGAAAGCAGAGGUUCAGAAGCGAUGGGAGAAUAGUUCAUGGGGAAGGAAAUUAAUUGUGCAAAAGCGAAGAGCUCAAUUAAAUGACUUUGAUCGGUUUAAAGUCAUGCUUGCCAAGAUUAAGAGAGGAGCAUUAAUCAGGCGCGAACUUUCUAAGUUGAAAAAGGAGAACUCUGCUUGAACCAUAACUGGUUUUACCUUUUUUGUAGACGGAUAAUAUUUUUAGUUUCUGUGGGUUUCCAUGAGGAUAUGAACAAAUGCGAAGUAACUGUUUUAUUUUGAGUUUUCAGAGGCUAGCUAAUCCAAAUUAGCUGUUAUUCCUUUCAGUGUUCUUUGGACAUGCAUAUUAAACUGAUAAUGCCAAUGUCUUUAUUAAAGAUAACUGAGCUAUAGGGAUAUGUGGCAAGAAACAUGGGCAUUAAUUAUUUCAAAAUUUAGAAUAUAUUUUAUGUCUUGUAGUUUUAACUCAA
This is a messenger RNA of Cryptomeria japonica (Japanese cedar), 897 nucleotides long. RefSeq names its product large ribosomal subunit protein eL14z. The transcript has 5 exons. The record is from RefSeq and is a predicted model, not a curated record. Gene Ontology annotation, biological process: translation; ribosomal large subunit biogenesis. NCBI's taxonomy places the organism in Eukaryota, Viridiplantae, Streptophyta, Pinopsida, Cupressales, Cupressaceae. Gene Ontology annotation, cellular component: cytosolic large ribosomal subunit; ribosome. Gene Ontology annotation, molecular function: RNA binding; structural constituent of ribosome. Bases 204 to 608 code for a protein of 134 amino acids.